Messenger RNA from Fomitopsis serialis, 822 nucleotides. RefSeq lists its product as uncharacterized. The record is from RefSeq and is a predicted model, not a curated record. The transcript has 3 exons. Bases 1 to 822 code for a protein of 273 amino acids. Lineage: Eukaryota; Fungi; Basidiomycota; Agaricomycetes; Polyporales; Fomitopsidaceae.
AUGGAAGCUGCUAUCACCGAACUCCUCGACACCGCGCAGAGGUACAUCUUUGCGCCAAAGGCCGGCGAAGCUAUGCAUGGUCUCGCGCGGGACGCAAACUCCGCCGAAGAUCUGACAAAGCUGGUACACGCAAUUUCUCUCACUGCCUUGAUGGCCGGCCUGAAGGAGCUCGCGAGGCCUGCAGUGGCUUCGGAGUACGGUGUUGCGCAUGCCUUAACUAAAUACUGGGAGGUCAUGGCGCCCCCCGGCCGGGAGCAUGAGGAGGUCUUGGUGGCAGUGGUUGCGGGUGCUGAAAUGCAACCGCCGAUCCCUGCAGCCACCAGGCCGGCGAAUGAACCACCGAUCCCUGCAGCCACCAGGCCGGCGAAUGAACCACCGGCGGUCGCACAAAACCAUCUCAGUUCCCAAGACGCUCUCAGCCCGGAAACCGUCCUUGACGGAAUCUACACACGCCAGAUAGAGAUGGGUCCGAUCAUCGCUGACCAGAUGAGGGUGUCGGCUCAGCAACUACGGCAAGUGGAAGAGAGGCUGCAAGUGGCAACACUGCGGGACAAGGCGACUUACCAUGCUCAGCAAAUCAAUCUUGCUGUCUUACCGGAGCUCCUCGAACCGGGCCUUCUUGGUAGGAAGCACAUGCCGAACGACAUGAUGGCGGAGGGGCUCGCGUGGCUUGAGCGGCUUAGCGACUGCAUGUACACGAUGAACACGUACAUCAUGGCGGAGAUAGAGUUCUGGAAUGCAGCCUUAGAUGCAAACGAGGCCGAGUUGUCUCUAUGCCGCCGCGCUCUCGCCACCCAGCAACCCGCCGCGGUCGGCACAUAG